AUGGAAAGCGAAGUUUCAGAUUUACGAAAGCAAUUACAAGAGAAGGAUAAGGAAAUAGAAAGAUUAAAGAAACUUCUGACGAUAAAGACACCUACAGCUGUUGAAGAGAAAGAUAUUUGUGUACAACAUCAAUCUGAAGCAAGAGACAAGCUCAGUAAUGCCGAAAUAUCACGCUAUAGUCGACAACUUAUCUUACCUGAAAUAGGAGUCAAAGGUCAGUUGUCCAUCAGCUCAGCAUCUGUGUUAGUUGUUGGUGCAGGUGGAUUAGGAUGCCCAUCCAGUAUAUACCUGGCGGCAGCUGGAAUAGGACGGAUAGGGUUAGUGGACUAUGAUGAGGUAGAAUUGACCAAUCUCCACAGACAGAUUCUUCAUACAGAAACCAAAGUCGGUGUGACCAAAUCUGCAUCUGCAGCACAUGCAUGUAAAAGCUUGAACACCCAUGUGGAGUGUAUUCCCUACCAUUUACAACUGAACAGUUCCAAUGCUUUACAGCUCAUACAACAAUAUGAUAUAGUAUUAGAUGCCACAGAUAAUGUAGCCACUAGGUACCUUCUUAAUGAUGCCUGCAUCCUAGCCAACAAGCCAUUGGUGUCAGGCAGUGCACUCAGGUUUGAGGGACAACUUACAGUAUACAACUACAAUGGGGGACCAUGCUACAGGUGUCUAUACCCCAAACCCCCACCCCCAGAGACUGUCACCAAUUGUUCUGAUGGAGGUGUCCUGGGUGUAGUCCCUGGAAUCAUUGGGUGUCUGCAGGCUUUGGAAGCUCUCAAAAUAGCAGCUGGUGUUGGAUCUUCAUUCUCACAAGUGAUGCUUAUGUUUGAUGGACUGGAUGGUACAUUUAGAAGGAUCAAGCUCAGGGGGAGACAACCCUCAUGUCCACUGUGUGGCACAGAACCUUCCAUUACACAAUUGAUCGACUAUGAACAGUUCUGUGGGGCCAGGGCUAAUGACAAGGACAAAUGUCUGAAGGUGUUAGACUCAAAACAAAGGAUUACAGUGCAUGAAUACAACAAGAUGUUAGAGACAAAGUCAAAUCACAUCCUGGUGGAUGUCCGGACAGAAGUAGAGAUGGACAUAUGUCAGUUACCCCAUCAACCAAUCAAUAUACCAAUUAGUAGAAUUGGACAUGAUGAGAGCAUAGCUUUGUUACAGAAACAACUGAAAACAUCAGAUGAGAAACCUGCAGUGAUUGUGGUGUGUCGCCGUGGUAAUGACUCACAAAUCGCAGUAAAAACACUUCUCAAAUGUUUUAAAGACUCAGAAGUGGAUAUUAAAGACAUCCGUGGUGGCCUGUACGCCUGGGCUAAACACAUAGACACAAACUUUCCUGUUUACUGACCUACAACAUAAACUAAUUAGUAGAUUGAUGCUGGGCAUCACUCAAUUUACCCUUGUGGGUGUCCCAAGUAACUAAUGUUACACCACGGGGCUGCGACAGUCCCACUUAAAACUUCUGGAAGAUGCACUGAAGAACUGAUUUAUUAUACACAUUAAAAAAAAAACUCUUGUUCAAGAUUAUGAGGAUUUUGUUAUAAACCAACAUAUUGAAUCAUUUUGUUUCAAUCUUCAUAGAAGAAAAA
Molecule: messenger RNA, 1583 nt
Organism: Ylistrum balloti
Lineage: Eukaryota; Metazoa; Mollusca; Bivalvia; Pectinida; Pectinidae
Product: adenylyltransferase and sulfurtransferase MOCS3-like
Exons: 12
Coding region: 1-1341 (446 amino acids)
Biological process (GO): tRNA wobble position uridine thiolation; protein urmylation
Cellular component (GO): cytoplasm; cytosol
Molecular function (GO): adenylyltransferase activity; URM1 activating enzyme activity; thiosulfate-cyanide sulfurtransferase activity
Source: RefSeq, a predicted model, not a curated record